This is a messenger RNA of Triplophysa dalaica, 4414 nucleotides long. It is a transcript of the gene klhl13, whose product is annotated as kelch-like family member 13. Gene Ontology annotation, molecular function: ubiquitin-protein transferase activity; cullin family protein binding. NCBI's taxonomy places the organism in Eukaryota, Metazoa, Chordata, Actinopteri, Cypriniformes, Nemacheilidae. The coding region runs from base 1551 to 3569 and encodes 672 amino acids. Gene Ontology annotation, cellular component: Cul3-RING ubiquitin ligase complex. The transcript has 10 exons. The record is from RefSeq and is a predicted model, not a curated record. Gene Ontology annotation, biological process: protein ubiquitination; regulation of cytokinesis.
UCAUCAUUCCUCUGUCUUUCUCAGGAGGUGAAACGCACCGCGGCUCAGGCACACCUGCUUUUCACCUUUUGGCUCAGCGUUUGUUCCGUUUUCUGACUACAUUAACUUGAAAUACAAACAGGGCUGCCUCGGCUGGGAAGGAGCUGCGUGUUGUCACAUAGAGCUGCCUGUAUCCUGCUCUUUCCUCCUCCCUUCUCUCGGCGAGGGCUGACAGGGAUGGAAGCCCGCGCUGGCCGCCUCUUCAUAGACUCGCUUUUCACGCUUCUCAUCAUUCGCGCUGUAUCUCUGAGGUGGUGAUUGGAAAAACAUGCCGUUGAAAUGGAAAAGCGGUUCGCCCGUUAGCUGGAAAUUUCCCGUACCCGUUCUCAAAACGUCCAGGUCCUCGCCACUGUCGCCCGCAUAUAUUCUGACGCAAAGCAUGCUGGGACUUGGAAAUCCAUGUUUAUGUGUUCUGAAAACAGUGUAUUGUGGCAUGCUACUCGUGAGUAUCGGAUCAGUUCAUCCCUAGACAAAAUAAUGUUUUCCUUUUUUACGGUAAGUAAAUACAUUGUUAAUUUUUCUCCAAUAAACAGCAUUUUCACGUUUUUAACUGUUAAAUUUAAGGUCUUUCUCAGUAAAACUAAUUACAGUUUUCAAUGUAAAUUCUACGGUUAUCACAUGGUCGUUUUUGUUGCAUUUUCACAGUACAUUUUCUAUAAGUGAUUACAUAUAAGGGUACUCAAGACAAAAGAAUUGCAUUUCUCUAAGUGAAAGUAACUUUACACAGGACAAUCCUGUUGCUUGUUUACAUGCCAUACACAUUACAACCCAUACACAUUAUGAGUGAAUGGACAAACGUUUCACAGUGAUAUUUUAGCUACUUUAAAGAUGCCACAGGUUCUUAAAAAAUGGCGGUACUUACAAUCUGCAGCUUUGCCCGUUCAGUCUGGAGGAUUUGCAUUGAAAAAAAAUCCAUUGCUCUCUUGUCUCCAGUGUGGCUGGAAACAGUGUUCUAUGCUGGUCUGUACAGCCAACAACAGAACAGUCAACAUGCUUUGCUUACUUUUGCCAUGGUUUCGAAACUAAUUCAGGUAUGUCGCUUGCAAAAACAAAAAAGGCGGCGGCGCCAUGGGUAGACACGUUCAGAAAAAAGGGGUGUUAAUAUUAUAAUAAGAACCUUAACAUCAGAAGGGGAGCGGAAUCCGAACAGAUCGUUUUCUCACAGGCUUGUAGAGAUAGGCUCACAUCAACAAAGUUUCUGGGUUGUAAUAUUUCACUUUUUUCAGUUGGUAGAUCCACCAGAGACCCUAAUAUAGCACUUAAACAUGGAAAAGGUCUGAUUUUCACGAAAUGGCCCCUUUAAGCUUUUCGUCCUAGAUUUAAAGUCGUCCUUCACCAUAGUCUUUUUAUGAAAAACGGUCUAAAGAGGGCGAAGCAGAAUGCCAGUUAUAUUUAGCUGCGACAACCAACUUCAUAAUAUCAAACCAGUCAUCUCUCUCUCCUCGCUCAUUUGUUAAUGUUUGAUGUGUCAUUAACAGACAAGCCUCGGGUGGCUCCUCUCACAGAAAUGAAUGCCCGGGCAGGGAUCUUGUCCAGGAGAUGAAAAGGAUAUUGGGUUGUCACAGCAGAAUAUGUUCAGCCACCAGCACUCGUUUGUGGUGUGGACCACCCACUCUCUGCUCGCUGCAUCUCCAACCUAUCACCUGACAGGAUCACUGGUAGAGGAUGAUGAUGCUCAGAUGAUGAAGGUGUCACUAGGAUGCAGUGAAAUGGGGCUCUCCACCCACUUGCAGGCCUCAAAAACAGGAAACACACGCUUCUUUACCAGCAACACGCACAGCUCUGUGGUCCUACAGGGAUUUGACCAGUUGAGGAUAGAGGGCCUGCUUUGUGAUGUCACGUUGGUGGCAGGAGACGGGGAUGAGGUGUUUCCUGUUCACCGAGCCAUGAUGGCCUCCUCCAGCGACUACUUUAAAGCCAUGUUUACAGGUGGAAUGAAAGAGCAGGAUUUGAUGUGUAUAAAGCUGCACGGUGUGAAUCGAAUAGGGCUAAAGAAGAUUAUAGACUUCAUUUACACCGCCAAACUCUCUCUCAACAUGGAGAACCUACAGGACACCCUAGAGGCUGCUAGCUUUCUACAGAUUCUGCCUGUCCUUGACUUCUGCAAAGUCUUUCUCAUUUCUGGGGUGUCCUUGGAUAACUGUGUGGAGGUGGGGCGUAUCGCCAACACCUACAACCUCACCGAAGUGGACAAAUACGUCAACAACUUCAUCCUUAAGAAUUUCCCCUCACUGCUCGGCACCGGCGAGUUUGUCAAACUUCCAUUUGAACGCCUUGCAUUUGUACUUUCAUCCAACAGUCUAAAACACUGCAGCGAGCUGGACCUGUUUAAAGCCGCAUGCCGCUGGUUACGUUACGAAGAAGUACGCAUGGAAUAUGCUGCCAAAUUAAUGCGCAAUAUACGAUUUCCCCUCAUGAGUCCAACGGAACUUAUAAAUCAUGUACAGACUGUCGACUUCAUGCGUACGGACAAUACCUGUGUUAACCUUUUAUUAGAAGCCAGCAACUAUCAGAUGAUGCCAUACAUGCAGCCGGUGAUGCAGUCGGAACGAACUGCGAUCCGUUCGGACCAUACCCAUUUAGUGACACUAGGGGGCGUGUUACGGCAACAGCUAGUUGUAAGUAAAGAGUUACGGCUUUUUGACGAGAAAGCACACGAAUGGAAGGCACUGGCACCAAUGGACGCGCCGCGCUACCAGCACGGGAUUGCGGUGAUCGGUAACUUUUUGUACGUAGUCGGUGGACAGAGUAACUAUGACACGAAAGGCAAAACGGCAGUAGAUACUGUUUUUCGAUACGACCCGAGGUACAACAAGUGGAUUCAGGUGGCAUGUCUGAACGAGAAGAGGACCUUCUUUCAUCUGAGCGCACUCAAAGGACAUCUAUACGCUGUAGGAGGGAGGAACGCUGCAGGAGAGCUGGCAACUGUGGAGUGUUAUAAUCCCAGAACAAACGAAUGGACGUACGUCGCCAAAAUGAACGAACCACACUACGGACACGCAGGCACCGUUUACGGAGGAUACAUGUAUAUUUCAGGUGGAAUAACCCAUGACACCUUCCAGAAAGAGCUCAUGUGUUUUGACCCGGAUGCCGACAAGUGGACUCAGAAGGCUCCCAUGACCACGGUACGUGGUCUGCACUGCAUGUGCACCGUCGGUGAUCGUCUUUACGUCAUCGGUGGGAACCACUUCAGAGGCACCAGUGACUAUGACGAUGUACUGAGCUGUGAGUACUAUAGCCCCACCCUCGACUUAUGGACACCAAUCGCGGCCAUGCUUCGUGGGCAAAGCGACGUGGGCGUGGCUGUUUUCGAGAAUAAAAUCUAUGUGGUGGGCGGGUACUCAUGGAACAACCGCUGCAUGGUGGAGAUCGUACAGAAGUAUGACCCAGAGAAGGACGAGUGGCAUAAAGUAUUUGAUCUACCGGAGUCCCUCGGUGGCAUCAGGGCGUGCACGCUGACCGUGUUUCCCCCCGAGGACCUCUCACUUGCUGGUUCACCGAAUCGAGAGUCUCCCCUCUCUGCUCCUUGAGAAUGGACGGAGAGAGAGUAAGAGAGAUAGAGGAAUGAAAGGGUCGGAUGAACGGGUAGAUGGAUUGACAGACAUAAAGAUAAAUUAAUAGAUGCACAUCAGUCUCUCUUGUUCCCUCUCUCUCUCUCUCUCUCUCUUUCUCGCUCUCUCUUUCCACAGGAAAAAGACAAUGUUUGCACUCCCCACUGAUAAACGUCUCAAUGGUGUCCGUGGUGAAACCCCUCUCAUAUUCCCCAUAAAUGAUUCCACUUCUCUUCCUCAUCCCCUAUAUCCUCUACUCUCGGAAGUUAAUUCUGAAAGUCCUUUCCUUUUCCCUCUCUUGGUUAUUUGUUUUGUGAUGAGAAAGAAAAAUGGAACUGCUCCCGUAGUUGGGCAUAAUUACAUCUUAACAUUGCAUUCUGGGGCUUGUUUUGUCUCUCUUUGCAGGAAUAACCUUGACUUGAAAAACAAAUGACUUUGCAAUUCAACUUUUCUACCUGAAUCGCCAGAGUUUUGCUAUGGAGACAUUUUCCCAGUCCCACAUAUUCUGAGGUCACCAAAACCACAACCACCAUGCCCAUUGCUCUCUCUCGCCCGCUCUCUCUCUCUCUCUAUCUCUCUCUCUCUCUCUCUGCAUUAUGACCCGGUUGCCUGUCCACUCUCACCCUAUUUACUUCUGUCCACUUUUUUACCCUUAUUCUCCCUCAGGGGGUUAGCUGACCUUUGACCACAGGAUAAGGACACUGUUUUAAACUCAGGGGUUGGCGUGCCCCCUCUAACUGAUUUCAUUUCUCUACUCCUGCUGUUGUUAUGAACCAUUAACAGAAUUGUGUUUUCUAAAUUUAAUAAAGAUUUUGAGAAAAAUA